Lymnaea stagnalis (great pond snail) is the source of this 7268-nucleotide messenger RNA. The record is from the annotation of a GenBank genome assembly. Lineage: Eukaryota; Metazoa; Mollusca; Gastropoda; Lymnaeidae.
CACAAAAUGGCAGCAAAUCUGAACAAGCCUGCGGAUUUUCUCGGUAUUGUGAUAAAAUUGUAAUUGUAAUUGUAGCUACUCUAGCCGAUAUACUCACUCUUUUUUUUUUUUCUUUAAAGAAAAUUUUUUAAACAUUAUUUAAAAUAUUGAAUUUUGAGGUAGCUAUUUUUCCUAAUUGGUUCUGCUUUUAAUUUUAUGACACUUUGUAAUUUUGUUUAACUAAAAUUUUUAAAAAUAAACUCUAUUGUCUAUUGUCUAUACAAUUACAAAGUAGCCAAAGUUGUCAUUAAUUAACAUAAAAUCAGAAAAGUAAGACGAAUCAAUCAGGCUACUACUCAAUUAAUAUUAGUUUUAGUAAUUAGGUUUAGCCUAAGUCAGUGAAGUUAGUAACCUAGCUUUUCAUCGUCUGCUCUUCAAAUAACAUUCUUUUAUUGAUCCAAAUAAAUGGAAAUUCUUUUCAGCACAUAAAUUAUUCUUCCCAAGAAAGCUUAAACACUUAAGUAUAUGAAAAUGAAAAUAAUAUGUAAGCAAACAGAGUUUGAGUUUAUGCAUAGUCGCCAUUGUUCACCCCCAAGCCCAACGUAACAAUGAAGCUCUUGAAAAUAUCAUCUCUAUGACAAUUAUUGCUGAAUAAGAACUCAUGUAAAUAAGAAGGGAAAAGAUCAUUGCUGGUACCAAACUCUAUUCAGUUUGCACUUUGCACAUGCACAUAUUUUCUACAUUCUAUAUGUGGACAGUGGACACCAGAAUCAUUUUGAUCAAAGAAGUUUAGGUGAUGGACUAUAAAAGAGGGUUCAUAGAUUCCACGUUUGAUCUGAUUUAUGUUUGUAUAAGCCGCCCAUCCAUCCGAGACAAUUUGUGAACCUUGUAGAAUAUACCUCUCUAUGUACUCCUGUAAAGGGAUUGCACGUCUUUCUGGCAGAAACAAGAAAACAACACCCACCCUUUCUUUCUAUGCCAUCGAAAACCCAGUUGCCCUCGCUCCACUGUCCAUGGUGCUAUUUCUGGUAAAUAACACUUCAGACCUGAAAAACAUAAAUUUUGAAUAGCAGAAUAGUAUUAAUUAAAUUUCUUGAUCUCCCAGACUAGCUAGUUUUUGUAGCUGUACAGCUAUAGUAACAUGUUCACUAUUGUCUUGAUACAAGUUUUGUAUUAGUUUAUGUAGCCGAUAGGCGAAUGUAAGAUGAAUGGUGGGGAUAGAACUAUUAAUUAAAUGUUUAGAAAUGAACUCUAGAAGCAAAUUAUAUCAAUCAGUUAUUCAUAGUGUUAUUUUUCUGUAUAAACUAUGCUAGGUUAAAACAUAUGCAUUAUAUUUUUAUAUGUUUUAAGAUUUUCAAAUGUUUAUAACUAAUGUUUAUAUUUGAAAAUAAUCAAUUUCUGUGCUUAAGAAUAAAAAAAAAUUCACAUUGGUGAAAUAGCAGGCUAUUUAUUAAAUAUUGAUAUACUACACAUUAACAAAAAUUAUUUUUUUUCCAGCUACACCUAAGGUUUCUAGAGAUGUUGUACUAAUUCCACCAUCAGAAUUUGAAAAACCUAAAAUAUUUCAAGUUAAAGAGCUUGAGAAGGUCAAGCAGCAAAUUGAAGAUUUGCGUCAAGAAAAUGAAAGAUUAAGGUAAUAUGUUUUAUGCAUUAGCUUGUGAUAAUUCUUUAUUACCAUAUGCAAUGUCUUAACAGUUAAAGAUUUCAACUAAUUAAGUUUUCUAACCUUUUUUUUUUAAAAAAGGAUUUUAACACUUACACUCAUCAGUGUUAUUAUUAUUUGAAUAUAUUAAAAUGAUUUAGAUGAGUUACAUCAUUUUAAAAAUUGUAAAUUUAAGUUUUUAAAAGGCUACCUGUUUUUGUACUUUUCAUUGAAAUAUCUUAUUUGCUAACAAAUUUUUUUUUUCUUUUAAUCAAUUUUAAAGAUCAGUGCAAAGUCAGAGUCAAUCUCAGAUUCAAGUGAGCUCAUGUAACUUAUGUUGAAAAAUAUUGAUUAGAUCCUUAUUAAACUAGAAACAAUUUCAAGUUCAUUGUAAUUAUGAACAUUAAAUCACUCUCACAUUGUUUCAAUGCCUUUACAAAUAAAUGAUAAAUAAUUACAUUCUAAAUUUUAACAUUAUUUAAAACUAAUCUUUACCAGCGUCAACAGUGGAACAUGUCAAACCCAUUCAAAUUUUUUUAAAUUUUCAGGUACCUUCUUUUUCAUUGCCUCAUAACGAAUAUGCAGAUGAAUUGAUAAAAAGGCAAGGUGGCGAAAUAGCAGAGCUGAAAUCUGAACUCAUUAAAUGUCGACAGGCUUAUAAACAAGAGGUGGGUGAAUGGAAUAGAAAAGUUGAAUUUAUGGAAGAAGAACACCGUCAUGAAUUAAAAAGAUUGGAGAAGGAAUGGGAAAGAAAAGAAGAUGAAUUUGAACAAAGAGUAAGUAUUGCAAAAUUUAAUAUCAAAUGUUCUACCAAAACUAAAAGUCUCCAAGUAAUGGAAAUUUAUGCCAAUGUAAUAUUAUGAAAUUUGAUUUUCUAAAUGUUUACUAAAUCUUUAGGGAUUGAUAAAUCAAAAUAUUAAAAAAAUCUUAACAUUUAUGAAAUUAAUAAAGAAAAAGACGUUAUGAGCCCUUUUUCAGAAUGUUCUAUUUGCUGAUUUUAAUAUUUCAAGUAUGCAAGAAUUAGCAGUGAGCUUCAAAGGACAUUAGAAGAUACAGAAACUGAGACAUCAGUUUUAAAUGAUAAACUUGAAAAGACCAGAACAGCUCUAAGCAACAGAGUUAAGGAGUUGGAAGAUACUCUCAAUGUUGUUCAAAGGGAGAGUGAAAGGACAUUAAAUCAGCAGGACGUUGAACUCAGGUACAUGUCAUAUAUAUAUAUUUCAUCAGUCGAAAUCAAUUAGGACCGCCUUAAUCAUCAGGUACAUGUCACAUGGGUUAUUGAAUGACAGAUUUGAUAUAUAUUGGGGAUACUGAUUAACAAAGGUAAUAUAUAAUUAUUUUUUGGAAUAACUGUUAAUAAUGCAUUUCACUGAAGUAUAUCUAGGCCAUAAUCUUAAUCGUGGUAGUAUAACUUGAUAAAAAAUUUACAUCUACCACUUUUUCCACCCCUGAGGCCAUCUUAAUUCCUAUUUGAUGUUUCUAAGCUCAACUCCAAUAAGAUUAGUAGGUCUAAUUAAAACAGACCUAAUAAUAUAAUUUAAGAAAAUAAAAAGUAUACUUUCAAUCUCAACAAUUUCUUUCCUUUCAAUUCGUGUUAAUGUCAUCCAAUCCAUGUUUACAUAAGGAUUGACCAACCAUACAAAGCCAAACAAUAGCCAUGACCAAUGAUAUGAAAGCUGAACAAGCCAGUUGCUCUUUUCUCCUAUUAAAUAUAAAGGUGUUUUUUUCUAGUUUGUUGUAAACUGUCAUGCCUCACAUAACUCACUGAAGAUGUUAAUGUCUUGAGCUUGUCAAUGUUCAAUUUCCUGCAUGAAGGAACAAAUCUAAAAUCAUUGAGGAUCAGGCCCACCAGAUUUCCAAAUUAAAGACCUACAUUGGAGAAGCAGAGCAAACUCACAAGCCUGCCCAUGUGUGGAGGGUGGAAAAAGAAACUGUGGAGAACAAGUUGAAAAUCGCAAGAGCAGAAAAUGAGAAACUGCAAUCAGAAUUGGAACUAAUGGAUGUGCGAUUUAAAGCACUGAGUAACAUACUUGCAGUUCAAGAGGCUGAACUAAGCAAGGUUAGCAAGCAAACAAUGAAAUUCUCUACUAAACAUAAGCUGUUAAGACAAUUAAGAAAAUUAUUUGCUAGCUUACUAAAGCUUUUAUUGCUCAUUUAAAAGAGUUUAAGUUUAAGAUACAGUUAAAGUUGAUUUAAUAUCUAUUUCAGAAUAUAAUGUUUUAAACAAUACCAUUUGAGGUAUUUUCCUUUAUGCUUUUACUUUAUAAAUCUCAUAUAUAUAUAUAUAGUUACAUUCUCUAUGCUUCUUAGGUGCUCAAAUUCAUUCUUAAAUAAAAUUUCACACCCCUAACUGAUUUGAAUUGUGAUGGCAUCUCCUGUUUAGAUGUAAAAGCCUUAGUCAUAAAUAUAUUUUGUAAUUUUAACUAGUUUUUUUUCAUUUUCAGCCCAAUACAGAAGGACUUGGUUUAUCAAAAAAUCUUUUGAUUACCAGGUAAGUAAUAUUUGUCUUUUAUUUUCAUUCCUGCUUUUUAGUAUUUAUCUCUUUUUUUUCAAUUAAAAGACAUUUUUAAGAGGUUUCUAAAUUAUAAUUAGUAAUAUAUAUUUUUUUAAGAUGGAGAGAAAAGGUUUUUAGUCUUCUAGUGCAGCAAAAAUCUUCUGAAAUUGUGCACAAGAAUGAUGUGAAUAACUUAAACCAAAAGGUGAGUUUUGAAAUGUGACACUUAAUAAAAUAUUUUAAAGCCAUUCUUUGCAAAUUUAUAUUAUUUUUUUUAAAGAGAAUAUAGAACUAAUGCCUUUUAAGUUGUCACUCUUAACGGUAUUUUAAAAAACAUGUUUUUAGUCUAGAUUGUAUUUCAGUUUUUCAAUCAUUGAACAUUUUGUUGGAGAUUUAGUUAUCACUUUUUCCUUAUAAAAUGGACUUUGUUUAAAUUAGAAUUUUAUUUUUUUCAUUCAGCGAUGCAAAAUAUUACUUGAAUAAAUUUGAACCUUAACUCUUCUCUUUUAAAUUGAAAGCCUUAUUUAAAGAAGCAUUAUUUAAAAUUCAUUUUUUGGGGGGUAUUUUUACACAAGUUAUAAAUUAAAAACAGUUAUUUGGAAAAUUAUAUAUGUGUAAUGAAAAAAAUCUCUCUAUAAUUAAUAGCUUUGGAAUCAUAUUCAAAUUCUUGCAUCUUUUCAAAUAAAUUAAGCCGUAUGAAAAAUAAUUUAGAAUAAUAUCUUUAACAAAUAGAUCUAAUUCAAGUCAAAAAAUUUAUUUUUUAAAUUGAAAAAUUAGAUUAGAGGUUUAACAGACAAACUGGCUGCCAGUGAUGCUAAUGUUGAAGUAUUCAAGCUUUCUUUAGUAGAUAAAUCUGCCCAACUUCAGAUGGAAAGAAAUAGCAAAGAGGUAAAAUGUAUAUUUUAAACUUCCUGUAAUAUAAAGAAACUUUAUUUAUCUGGAUGUUGAAUGUAAUUUGUCUUGAUUGGAAUUAAAACUUAAUCAUUAUAACUAUCUUUAUUUCCUCAGCGACUGCAGCAGGAGUUGGAUCAUUUAAAUAAAGUUGCCAUUUGUUUAGAUGACCAGUCUAGGGACAGCCUGGACAGUGUGAAAGGCCUUACAGAAUUCAUAGAAAGGUUCUUAUUCCUAAUGAUAAUACUUGACAUUAUUGUUUCAAUGUUUUUCAUUUUUAUAUUCAGUUAUAUCUUUUUUCUAUAAAUUCCUAGAUAAGAGACACCUUGACAAAACACUUAAAAUAAAUAAAUAUUUCUUAAGUAUGUCCAGUUUGGGGGGGGGGUGUAUGGGGAGCUACUAGAGCAAAGGUGGGGAACUUUUUUUCUGCCAAGGGUCAUUUGGAUAUUUAAAGCAUCAUUCGCUGACCAUAAAUAAAUCAGGGCUGGCGCCCUAGUGACUGUCUCAGGCAUGGAAUCCCCGCACAUCUCAGCAUUCUCAGGGUGAUGUAAUUUUCAUGGAAUGAAUUUAAAUCAUGAUCUUGCGGGUCCUUGCUUGUCCUUCAAAAUUUAUGUUAUUUUUAUGAUUGACUAAAUACAAAUUAAUGUUAGUAUGAAAAAAAACUCCAAUAUUUAUUGGGUUCUAAAUUCCACCGACAGGCCAAACCAAACGAUCUCACUGGCUUUUUGUGGCCCACGGGCUGGAUGUUCCCAAGCCCUGCACUAGAGGAAUAGAUUAUCUGAGUGGACAGGGAUAAUGACUGAGAAUAAAGAUUAUAUUAUGGCACUAUGGAGACAUUGGUUGAGAUGGUAUUUUUCUUGGGGUUUGGAAGCCUUUAAGGGAGUGAGGGUUAAUGGAUGAGUUCUUUAGCAGGAGUGGAUAUUGUACUAGUUCAUGCAAAACUACUCAGUGCGCUAACCCAGAUUAACUUAAUGGAACACUAAUAAAGUAUGUACAUCAAGUAAAUGGCUUAAAUUAGCCGAUAUGGGAAAUAGUGAUAUUGGAAUAGUGAGAUGGUAUUUUGUGGGCAGGGGUAGUUGUUGGGGAUGUGCAAGAAGGGUUUGGGUUGUUUUUUUGGUUACAUUUUAAUUUUAUUAAUAAUUUUUUUCGACCGGUUUAAAGGCAGUGGAUUCUUUAGGGAAAAGGGACAUUUAUUUUUUUUUAGUAGAUGGUGAAUGGGUGUAGAGGAAAGGCGUUUGGAGGAAGGUGAGGGGUGUGUGGGGGAAAGGAUUUUGGAGGAUGGUGAGGGGUGUGUGGGGGAAAGGAAUUGGGUGGAUGAUGGGUUAUGAUUGAGUGAAGAUUCAGAAUUGACAGAACAGUAAGCUGUUGAGGGCUGCUUAGCCGAAACAUACAAUAUUUUAUAUUGACCGUCCUCUGGUUUUUAUUUAACCUGUGCAUAUUUCUUUUUACUGUCACAUGUAGAUUGUUGUGUAAUAUGCCUAAAAUUAUACCUUGGCAACACCAAAUGAACCUUUUUUUUACUUAGUCAAAACUUAGCAUCUGGUAUUGAUUCUUUUUUUUUUUUUUUUUUUUUUUUUUUUUUUUUUUUUUUUUUAUUUUUUUGCUUUUUUUUUAUUUUUUUUUAUAAAAAUUUUUGUUAUUUUUUUUUUUUUUUAUUUUUUUUUUUUUUUUUUUUUAUUAGUUUUUUUUUUUUUUUUUUUUUUUUUUUUUUUCUUUUUUUUUUUUUUUUUUUUUUUUUUUUUUUUUUUUUUUUUUUUUUUUAUUUAAUUGUUAAUUGCUCAGACAUUUGAAAAUUCUGUUAAUAAAAAUGUCAGCACCUUAUUUUUUAAUUAAUAUACUUUUUUUGACAUGUACCAAGACUUUUUUCUUUACUUCUAUUUUUUUUUUCUAAGGAUUUAUCAGAAAAAUGAAGUCCAAAUGAAGGUUAUGGAGGAAAAGUCUAAUGUUUUAAAGGUGAUGUGUCAGAGAGUUAGCUUUGCAGCAAGCAGAAUGGAUCUUUUGAAAGGUAAUAAUAAAAAUCAAUGGAAGAAUGGGGGCAUCAAAUUUAAUUUACUUAAUACUAAAUUUGACACUAGAAAUUUUCUUUCUUUUUUUUUACUGUCAUUGCAACUUGUUUUUUUCUAAAAUUAAAUUAUGUUAAUUGUCUUUACAUUUUUUUUUUUUAAAGCCCAGAUAAUUAGAAAAUCUGCAAUUGAUUUUAGUUAUGAUAAAUCAAGCUCAGCUUCAAUAUUACACUGUAAGGAAAAAGUAGAAUCCAAGUAA